Molecule: messenger RNA, 1356 nt
Organism: Radiomyces spectabilis
Lineage: Eukaryota; Fungi; Mucoromycota; Mucoromycetes; Mucorales; Radiomycetaceae
Exons: 4
Coding region: 311-892 (193 amino acids)
Cellular component (GO): cytoplasm; membrane
Source: RefSeq, a predicted model, not a curated record
CCCUAUUCAAAAAAAAAAGUAAAAAAAGGUAGCUUUAUUUGCAGAGAGCUCUCUUUUUCUGUUUGGUCAACGUGAUCUGCAUCGACAAACAGCGGGUUAUGUCAUAAGCGCGUGAUGGAAUAUUUUUCCAGCACUGGAAUACCUGAACACACAGAGCAUUGGAUUACUUGGAAGAGACCGGGCGAAAAGGAUUUGAGCAUAUUCUGUCGCCGCUUGUUUUUAACUUGUUUUUCGUUCAUUUGUUUUGGUUCUAAUUUGAUUCACCCCACUUAGUCUCAGAGUUCAGGCAAAAUCUCCCGUUGACCCCACCAUGAGCCUGCUAUUACGGAAAUACCAGCAGCAGUUGGCUGAGCGGCCACUGAGAACAUUCGCUCUUCAAUCAGGUUGCAUUUUAACCCUCGGUGAUAUCAUUGCACAACAAUUCAUUGAAAAGAAAGGCCUUGAAAAUCAUGACAUUGCUCGGUCAUUACGCACAACUGCUUAUGGUCUUUGCAUCGGCGGUCCGGUUAUUGGAACUUGGUUUGGGUUCGUUAAUCGAGUGGUUACGAUCAAGUCGAAAGUAGGAGCCGCAUUUGCUCGACUUGCCCUUGAUCAGAUAUUCUUUACACCAACAAUAUUGGCCAUGUAUAUGGGAUGUGUGAGUGUUCUUGAAGGCCGCAAUUUUGCUCAAAUUCAGAAUAAGUUUAGAAACAGCUACUUGGAUGGACUUUCGACGGCAUAUCAUUUCUGGCCGUUUGCGAAUAUGUUUGUCUUUGCAGUAGUCCCUAUGCAGUUUCGUCCUCUGAUAAACAGUGGAUUUGGCGUCGGCUGGAACACAUACCUCUCUUAUCUCAACCAGCAGUCGCUGAAACAGCCGAAUCUUGAAGCUUCGGAUAUACCUUCGGCAUUGUGAGCUGCCGAUGCUCCAGAGCCUUAUAUUUAUUGCCUUCUCCACGUCCGUGACGGUAUAACCUCAUCCGAGAAACAGUUCAUUCAAGAACCACAGUGUGUGCGGUUAUUGAGAUGUCUGUUCUUGUUUACCUCUUCCUCCCUUCCGACAUCAUUACGACCCACUUUGAAACAAUCGCACGUGCCUUUCUGAGGCAACGUCUCUGAUGCCUAGACCGCCCGUGGCCGAAGAAAAAGCAACAUAUUAGUUCACCAUCCGAUGGGCGUUUGGUGCGUGUUUUUCGACAUCGGGUAGAAUUCAUACGAUCCUAUGAUUGGGGAAAAUAGAAUCAUAAUAAUAAAAAAGUCAUGCUGAUGUAACAGUUCAUUCCUCUUGUUCCUACGUUCCAUAAAAGCCUGACCGUCUCUCGUAUAGCACCGUGAGCGAUCAGUCCUUGUAAUGUUUACCAUGCAUAUGUCAAACAUGCC